UCCGGGCAAACCGCGAACGCCUCUGAGCUGCUUCCCGUCAGCUCACAACGCUCAUCAUUCCGAGCAGGAAUUACCUGUUUUUUUUUCACCCAGGUAAACCUCGUUCUCCCCUCAGAGCAGUCUUAUUGAAGGAUGAACCAGCGGGAAUCCAAAUAAAGCGGAGUAAUUAUCCCUGCGUUGUUGUGGAGGCAGCUCGGAGGAGGAAUGGAUGCGAGCGAGCGAGGAGAGGCGCACCGAGGCAGCGCUAUCUGACGGAGCCAGCUCUUCUGCUGCAGCUGUGGGAAGCCAGAACAUCCCGACGGUUCUCUGCUUUACACACGCUAACAGGCGAGAAAAUCGGUGGCGAUUCGUUAUUAUGCACGUGCUGGGAUUGUAUAUGAAGAGCGGGGGUAAAGCCAUGUAGCCAGUCUACUCUGACACACACGGAGAGAGAAAAACCAGCCGCCUGGUCCCUGAUUCACUCUCUGUCCUCACCGCGGUGAUUCGUCUGUUUUCUCCUACCUCUGCUCUGGUUGUGUGUCUUCAGACCUGCUCAGUGUUUUCUGCUGUUUUACCGUUAAAGAGCGUGGGAGCCACAGGACAGCGUUGGCAUGUGUCCAUGCGCGCUCCACACCGGGCUGUUAGUGAUGGAGCUGUGAGCCAGCGGAGGACAACACAUGCUCUCUCCCCGGCUGUUGUCACGGUAGCUCGGGCUGUUGUGAAGAUAUCUCGGGUAAAAUGCAGUGAAUGUCAGUCUCUCCGUGCCAGUGACGCAACAUCUCACACACUGCAUGAGACAUACAUGCGUAGAAGGGCGUGAACUUGUGAGCACACACUAUCCUCCUUCACAUUAAAGCACCACCUUCUUAUCUUUAAAGGCGGUGUGACCCCCUCUCAUCCAGCUGAACUUAUCCCGGGGACUUCGUCAUGGAUCUUAAAGCGGACUCGGAGGACAUGGACUACAAGCGGCCGGCUCCUAUCGAAGUUUUCGCCAGCAGGUCCACGCUGCACGGCAUCUCGCACAUGUUCACUUAUGAGCGGAUGUGUAUCAAGCGCAGUCUGUGGAUCCUGUUCUUCCUGGGCUCCCUGGGCGUGCUGGUGAUGGUGUGCGUGGACCGGGUGCAGUUCUACUUCCAGUACCCUCAUGUCACCAAGCUAGACGAGGUAGCAGCUCCGAUGAUGGUGUUCCCCUCGGUCACCUUCUGCAACCUCAACUCGUUCCGCUUCAGCCGAGUGACCCGCAACGACCUGUACCACGCUGGGGAGCUCCUUGCCUUGCUCAACGGCAGGUAUGAGAUCCGGGACCCACACCUGGUGGAGGAAAAUGUCCUGCAGAUCCUGAAGGAGAGGGCUGACUUUGACAACUAUAAGCCCCGCCCCUUCAACAUGCGUGAAUUCUACGACCGAACGGGACACGACAUCAAGGACAUGCUGCUUUCCUGCUACUACCGUGGCAUGGAGUGCAGCGCCGAGGACUUCAAAGUGGUGAGUCCGGCAUGUCAGUAG
Messenger RNA from Lates calcarifer (barramundi perch), 1485 nucleotides. RefSeq names its product acid-sensing ion channel 1. The coding region runs from base 907 to 1485 and encodes 192 amino acids. The record is from RefSeq and is a predicted model, not a curated record. The transcript is spliced from 2 exons. Gene Ontology annotation, biological process: sodium ion transmembrane transport. Gene Ontology annotation, cellular component: membrane. NCBI's taxonomy places the organism in Eukaryota, Metazoa, Chordata, Actinopteri, Centropomidae.